Molecule: messenger RNA, 2206 nt
Organism: Aspergillus aculeatus ATCC 16872
Lineage: Eukaryota; Fungi; Ascomycota; Eurotiomycetes; Eurotiales; Aspergillaceae
Product: C2H2-type zinc finger protein
Exons: 1
Coding region: 140-2107 (655 amino acids)
Biological process (GO): regulation of transcription by RNA polymerase II; DNA-templated transcription
Cellular component (GO): chromatin
Molecular function (GO): zinc ion binding; DNA-binding transcription factor activity, RNA polymerase II-specific; RNA polymerase II cis-regulatory region sequence-specific DNA binding
Source: RefSeq, a predicted model, not a curated record
GCCAAGCAGCGAUCUGCUUUGCGGGGGUGGGGUAAAGUACGCCAGGACAAGCGUUAAAUGCUCUCGCUCCCCGCGUAUUUCUUCCUUGUUAGCAUCACCAGCCUCCUCACUCAGGAGAGCUGCACCUGCUCAGCAUCGAAUGCAAUACAUUAUGUCGGUCGCACACUCUACUAGACCGGUCCCACCCUACCAGCCCUUCCAAUGUUCCAUCUGCCAGAGCCGCUUCACUAGACACGAAAACCUCAAGCGCCAUGCUGCCCUGCACUCGCGCUCCUCGGACGAAGUCUCCUUGGCCUGUGGCCAUUGCAGCGCGACCUUCUCGCGUCCGGACCUACGCCAUCGGCAUAUGAAGCGGAAGCACCCCGAGCACCACGAGAGACGGACGGUCAAGAGAAGAGACUCGAGAAUGGAAGGUGACCGGUCAUGCUCUGUGCUUCGCCUCCAGCUGUCUGGCGACGAAUACGAGACGGGCAGAGCGAGCCGACGUCGGCCCUCGGCACGAUCCCUCCGGAGGAGUCCGAGUCACGCCGCGAUGGAGGAAGUCUUCGAACUCGACUGGAAUCUAAUACCAGAACCACCCUCUUUUGCGCAUGCAGAUUCACCCAUCUCCAGCAAUAAGUCACCCGGUGUCUCAGACUCUCCAGCAAGAUCUCCAUCCCAUGCCUCGCUAGUCGUACAAGACGACUGGUUUCCGUCCGACCGGCAGAUCCGUCGGGGACGCGAUCUCUUCUUCGACCAUGUCUCCUGCUUUCUCCCAUUUCUACACCAAGCAACCUUCGAUACUACGCAGGUAUCCGCACAUCUGAUCCUGAGUAUUCUCAGUCUUGCGUACCAAUAUGGUGACGAUCCGGAACGAGAAGACGAAUCCGGGUCUGGCGCCACCCUGUCUGUGCAAUGCUUCCAUCGCGCUCGUGCUCUCAUUCCCAGCCAUGAAGACGACGCCGACGACACCACCGAGGCCACCUCCUCGUACCUGAUAACCAUCCAAUCCUACCUCCUCCUUCAGGUCUGCGCCAUGAUGUAUCUCUGCGGCGAGAGCUCGACCCAGGGCCUCAAGAUGCACACGGCAAUGAUCUCCCUCGCCCGAUCCGCGGGCCUCAUGCAACCAACCCCGACCUCCUCUUUAGCCUCAACCUCCGACCUCGACUCCCUCUGGCGCGCCUUCAUCCACGCCGAAUCGCACAAGCGGACCAUCUUCGCCGUCCACCAGAUCGACGCCCUGUAUUACCAACUCCUUUCCAUCCCACGCUGCAUCUCCCACCUGGAAAUCAAGCACGACCUCCCCUGCCCCGAGAACCAGUGGUCCGCCUCGACGAGCGCCGAAUGGGCCCAUCUCCAACUCACCUCUCGCUCCACCACCACCGUCGAAACCCCCACGCUGCAGUAUGCCGAUGCAAUCCGACAUUUCCUCUCCUCCACCGCCGACGUCCAACCCAUCGCCCCCUUCGACCCCUACGGUGCCAUCAACAUCGCGCAGUUCCUCAUCUCCAGUGCCCGCGAGAUCUCCGGCUGGUCCACGAUGACGGGGAUGUUGAGCAUGGAGCGGUUCGGGGCGCUGCGCUCGUCGCUCACGGCGCUGGGUCCGUACCUCCGUCCGGAGGAGGAUCUCGUUUCUACUGCAGAAGGCAUGCCCAGAGCGUCCAGUGUCCGCACCAUCACCUGUGCCGCGACGUGGGAGACGGCCAUGCUCGAGCUGCAGAUGUGGUCCCCGUUGCACACGGGGGGCAUCGUCGGGGCGAGCAUCGACACGUGGCUGCAGCAGUCGACGCGGCUGGCGCCGACCUCGUGCGAGGUGCUGUGCGAGGUGGACACGGUGGUGCAGGCAGUGCAGCCGCACGUGGACUGGUUCCUGGGGUAUUUGGACCGGUGCGCGGCCCUGCAGGCGGAGGCGCCGUGGGUGCUGCUGUACGCGUACCAGGCGUUCUUGGUGGCGUGGCAGCUGGUGCGGUGGGGGGUGCCGGGGGCGAUGGGGGUGGUUGGGGUGGCGGAUGGCGACGGGGAGGGGGCGCUGCGCUGGGCCAGGACGGUGUUUGGGCGGCGGGAGAGGUGGCAGAUAGGGCGGUUGAUCGGAAGAUGUCUGGACGAGCUGAGGAGGGGGUGUACUUGAAACUACCUUACUGCCUUCAAACCUACUGCUGUCACUUUCGCUUAAGCAGAACACAAGAUCCUUCUAAACCAAACCUGAAAUGAAUUGAAUAUGUACAAC